CAUCCUUCUGUUCCACAGUGUAACAUUUCCUCUCGAGUCAUUCAAGAUAUCCAAGGUGGAAUGCUUCCGUUAUUCUCCUCUGAUCAUCUUUCAAUCUGUAUGAUAGAAUGAGCUCUACGGUCUUGGCUUUGUCUACCCCAACGCCGAUCUCUGUCUCAACAAGCCAGGCAUGGGACAAUGACGGAGCUGGGCUUUGGUCAACCUUCGUUGUCCAGGUGGGAACGCCUGCUCAAGACUCAAGAGUCAUAGUGAGCACCGCAGGUGAUGAGACCUGGGUUGUCUUGAGCCCGGGAUGCCCAUCUAGCUAUGGAAGUAAUUGCGCGUUCAAUCGUGGUGGGGUCUUCAGUGUGGAUAAUUCGACAUCGUGGGUCAACAUUGCCUUAUACGAACUAGACCUGGAGCUCAAUCUUGGAUACACGGGAAAUGGCCAGUUUGGAUACGACACGGUAACAUUGGGAUAUCCCAACAGUGGCGGGACGCAGCUUUCAAAACAAAUCGUCGCGGGGCUGGCAACACCAGAUUUCUGGCUUGGACAAUUUGGUCUCGACCCGACCCCUAGCAACUUCACGACCUUGAAUGAUCCGCAACCAAGUUUUUUGUGGACGUUAAGGAAUCAAUCGAUGAUCCCAAGCACUUCUUGGGGAUAUACUGCAGGUGCAUCAUAUAGAUACGAUAAAGUUCAAGGUAGCCUUACCCUCGGGGGCUACGAUACUUCUCGAUUUUCUUCAAACAAUGUUACCUUUGAUUUCUAUAACGAUGUGUCCCGUAGAUUCCUCGCCGACCUCAGAUCCAUCACAUAUAUUCCUACUGGCGUUUCGACAGUCACGACUUCGACCACGUUAAUGUCGGAGACAAUUUCAAUGUACAUAGAUUCGACUAUACCAUAUAUAUACCUUCCUAUCGAUAUUUGUGCCAAGUUCGAAUCAGCAUUUGGCCUGGUCUGGGAUGAUACCGACGAGAUUUAUACAGUCAACAGCACAGCACACGCAUUGCUCACAAACACGAAUCCAAGCAUCACUUUUACACUGGCCAAUACCGCUGGUCAAACUCUGGACCUUGUUCUUCCAUACGCCGCCUUUGAUCUCACAGCAUCCUUUCCUGUUAUAUCGAGUGGCGCCAAUUCUACUAAUUACUUUCCUCUCAAACGUGCCGCGAAUGAUACCCAGUAUACUCUUGGUAGAGCUUUUCUCCAAGAAGCAUACCUGAUAGCCGACUACGACCGCUCAAAAUUCACUGUUGCGCCUUGUGUCUGGCCUUCGACGUUUACAGAGAACAUCGUCGCCAUAUAUCCCCCUGGAGCAAAUCACAACAGUAGUAACACUACCGUCACAAUCACACAUGGUUCGUCGAGCAGCACUCCAAUUGGAGCUAUAGUCGGUGGUGUGGUAGGAGGGAUUGUUCUUAUACUAGCUGCUAUACUCGCUUAUUGGUGGUUUGUGUACAAACCUAAACACAAGAAAAGUGCCAAGCUAGAAGCUCCUUCCUCGACUACCGACGUAGAGACUGGACUGACAACAGGUGUCAAUGUUCAAGAUAGGCCCGAGCUGGAUGCCAGUACGCAAGUAACAGAGUUAUCGGCUUGGGAAGAAGCAGAAAAGAAACGGCGAGCGAUGUCUGAAAUAGCCGGCACGCCUCUUCUGGGGCACGAGAUGGACAGCCACGCCGGUAUCGGCAAUGAGCUGGACAGCCCUCAGGUUUUCGAAAUGCCAGCGAGAGAGCCAGUGGGCAGUGAGUUGCAUACACCGCAACCGAGUCCCAGGCAAAGCCCCAUAUUAGGUGAGGGAUUGAUUAGUCCAAGAAGUCAGAGUGGUGGACGGAGUCCUUUGAGCUUGUUGAGUAGGGACAGUAGCAGAGAUCCAACAAGAGAAUAUACUAGGAACAGACGAUAAGAAUAAUAGUAUGUUUAUGAUAUCCAAAAGCGCAAGAACUGUCUGAUUUUCGUCAGAGUAAGCUUGGUGGUGUGCGCAUACUUAUGUAGCUAUAGAUAUUGUAAUGUAAGUACUUAGGUACCAAAGCACA
This is a messenger RNA of Mollisia scopiformis, 2019 nucleotides long. RefSeq names its product acid protease. The record is from RefSeq and is a predicted model, not a curated record. Lineage: Eukaryota; Fungi; Ascomycota; Leotiomycetes; Helotiales; Mollisiaceae. The coding region runs from base 108 to 1889 and encodes 593 amino acids. Gene Ontology annotation, cellular component: fungal-type vacuole. Gene Ontology annotation, biological process: proteolysis. Gene Ontology annotation, molecular function: aspartic-type endopeptidase activity. The transcript is spliced from 3 exons.